UCUUUAAAUAAAAUCACGAAUGGUAAUGUAAAAACAAAACCCGAAGAGAAAAUAAAAUUUCAAGCUGACAAAUUAAGUCAAGGUGACAAAAAAAGAGAAAAUCUUGCCGAAAGAAUCGACAUUUAUUACUUCGAUCAUGGAAAUUCUGCAUAUUAUCGAACAACAGAUUCACCACCUAUAUUAAAAACAGAAAAAUGUGCUGAAAAGACCGACCAAGCAGCAACACGUUUUUGGGCUGAAAUAUUUGGCACCAUUCAUAUAGGAACAGCAUUUAUAACAGCUUUUAUUCUACAACUGAUAAGAUUCAUAUUAUUCAGUCUUAUUCGGCCAUUGACUGUUGGUAUAUUGCAAUUAUUUGCAGAUUAUUUCGUGAAACCUCUACUUUCGAUAAUAUUUAACGCAUUGAUACAACCAAUUUUAAUACUUUUAUACAAUAUUGCAACAUCUAUCAAAGAUCUUUGUGAACCAUUGGCAGAAACUGUUGGUUUAUUUUUAAGAGAGAUAGCAAAUCUAUGUAGAUCGAUUAGGAUAAUAGAAAUAAGAUAUGAAAAUAAGGGUUCUUCUACUUGAAAGUAAGAAACAAAUUAUUGAGACGUUAUUCUAUAUACAAAUGAGGAUAAUUUGGAAGAAUUUUAUUAUGAUCAAGGAUUUAUAACAAGUUGAUCAACUGGUACGAUGAUCAUUUCAACAUGAAAAUAACAGGAUAUUGCCUUAACACCAGGUAUAUAUUUGGUAUUAUUCUCUUCAACUUUACAAUAUUCUUAUUGGUUCAUUUAUUUUUGUAUGGAACAAAUGAUCUCUUUUAUAUCUCAUCAACUAAUUUUCAUCAAUAUAAUAAUUAAUGAAUUUAUCAUCUUCUUCGUCUCUUCCUUCUCAUAUAUAUAUAUCUUAUUGUUAUUAAUAAAUUAUGUACAAUCUCACAAACAACAAACGGAGGAACCUAAUUACAUCAUUGCAGCUGUAGUUCUCACACUUCGCUAUUUACAGGUACUACUUGGUUUUUACAGAAUCGCUCCAUCUUUUCUGUGUGUAUGUAUAUAUGCGUUUGUGUAAUAAGUGUAUUUUUUCUCGUAAACUUUCUUUCAUGUAUAUUCUAUUUUUAAGAAACCAAACAAACGCCUAUCGUCACCUACUCUCAGGAACUGCAACCUCUGGCAUGCUGUGCAUUGUGAUCUAGCUGGUUGUGGUCGGAGUCUCCUGGAUGGCUAAAGUUUGCGAAGGCGUGGAUGAUGAAUCA
Vespula vulgaris is the source of this 1237-nucleotide messenger RNA. RefSeq lists its product as uncharacterized. The annotation marks the transcript as partial. NCBI's taxonomy places the organism in Eukaryota, Metazoa, Arthropoda, Insecta, Hymenoptera, Vespidae. The transcript has 2 exons. The record is from RefSeq and is a predicted model, not a curated record.